AUGCCGGAGAAGAUCGAUAAACAUUCGCUGGAGUACAUCGUACGAAGCGGGGUGGCUGGUGGCGUGGCGGGGAUCAGUGCGAAGACGCUGAUAGCGCCGCUGGAUAGGGUGAAGAUCCUGUUCCAGACAAACAACCCGCACUACCGUCACUUGGCAGGCUCGUUUCGCGGGAUGUUCAAGGCGAUCCAGCUCAUAUACACCAACGACGGGUUCAUGGGCCUGUACCAGGGCCAUUCGGCCACGCUGCUGCGGAUUUUCCCGUACGCGGCCAUCAAGUUUGUUUGCUACGAGCAACUCCGAACGUUUCUGAUUCCGCGCGACGAGUACGAGACGGCCGGGCGCAGGCUGCUGGCGGGCAGUCUGGCCGGAGUGAUGAGCGUGUUUGUCACCUACCCGCUCGACCUGGUGAGAGUGCGUUUGGCGUUCGAAACAUCCCACGCGCAAAUAAAGCAUGGACGUGGCAAGAUAUGGCACACCUUGAAAACUAUUUAUUACGAAAACCCGCGCUACCGUUUCGGCACCGGGGGCUACGUGCAGAACGAGCCGGUCAUUCUGCGGUUCAUCCACACCACGGUGGACCAGAACGUGCAUUUUUUCCAGGCCAUGUCCAAUUUCUAUAGAGGAUUCGUGCCAACUAUCAUCGGGAUGGUGCCGUACGCCGGGGUCAGCUUCUACUCGCACGACUUGAUCCACGACAUCAUGCGCUCGCCGCGGCUUGCACAGUAUACGGUGCUGGACCACGAUACAACGCUCACGGGUCCCACCAAACUCAAAUCGGAGUCGUCCUUCGACACACGCAAGCCGCUCCAAACUUGGGCCCAGCUCCUGGCCGGCGGCGGUGCAGGAAUGCUGGCCCAGGCGGCAGCGUACCCGUUCGAGGUGAUCCGACGGCGGAUGCAGGUCGGCGGUGUGGUCAACAUCGGGGGCCAGUUCUUCUCAAUCGGCCACACCAUCGUCAUGAUCUACGCAGAGCGCGGAUUCAAGGGUUUCUACGUUGGAUUGGGCAUCGGGUUCAUCAAGAUCGGACCCAUGUUUGCGUGCAGCUUCUACGUCUACGAGCGGUGCAAACACCUGCUCCGCAUAUGA
Molecule: messenger RNA, 1086 nt
Organism: Ogataea philodendri
Lineage: Eukaryota; Fungi; Ascomycota; Pichiomycetes; Pichiales; Pichiaceae
Exons: 1
Coding region: 1-1086 (361 amino acids)
Biological process (GO): transmembrane transport
Cellular component (GO): mitochondrial inner membrane
Source: RefSeq, a predicted model, not a curated record